Molecule: messenger RNA, 3121 nt
Organism: Lontra canadensis (Northern American river otter)
Lineage: Eukaryota; Metazoa; Chordata; Mammalia; Carnivora; Mustelidae
Gene: DSTYK
Product: dual serine/threonine and tyrosine protein kinase
Exons: 13
Coding region: 204-2996 (930 amino acids)
Biological process (GO): protein phosphorylation
Molecular function (GO): protein kinase activity; ATP binding
Source: RefSeq, a predicted model, not a curated record
AAGGUUCCGCUGGCGGCGCACUGCGGGUUGGUUUGUUUUCAGCGGCGGUGACGGAGGUUGGAAGCCCGGCCGACUGCAGGCGGGGGCGUCGGGAGGCGGAUUCCUCCUCCCCCGAAGCGCUGGGGUGGGGAGGGGGGCGGGGAGCAGGGAAGCGGGGGCCAGCGGGCCGGGGACGAGCCGGCGGGACAGAGGAGGCUGGAGAGAUGGAGGGCGACGGGGUACCGUGGGGGAGCGAGCCCGUCUCGGGUCCCGGCCCGGGCGGCGGCGGAAUGAUCCGCGAGCUGUGCCGGGGCUUUGGCCGCUACCGCCGCUACCUGGGACGUCUGCGGCAGAACCUGCGCGAAACCCAGAAGUUCUUCCGCGACAUCAAGUGCUCCCACAGCCACAGUUGUCCCUCCUCCCCCACGGGCGGCGGCGGCGGGGCCGAGCGCGGCCCUGCCGGCGACGUCGCCGAGCCCGGGCUGCAGGCGGGCCAGCUGAGCUGCAUCGCCUUCCCACCUAAGGAAGAGAAGUACCUCCAGCAGGUUGUGGACUGCCUUCCCUGCAUCUUGAUCCUCGGCCAGGACUGCAAUGUCAAGUGCCAGCUGCUGAACCUGCUAUUGGGGGUGCACGUGCUUCCCACCGCCAGGCCGGCCAGGGAGGAGAGCUGUAAGCUCCGGCGUCUCCGCUUCACCUAUGGGACUCAGACGCGGGUCGGCCUGGCACUCCCCGGCCAGUACGAGCUGGUGCACACGCUGGUUGCUCACCAGGGCAACUGGGACACCAUCCCUGAGGAGGACCUGGAGGUCCAAGAGGAUGGGGAGGACGCCGCCCCUGUUUUAGCUGAACUGGAGGUCACGAUGCACCACGCGCUCUUACAGGACGUGGACAUCGUGGUUGCACCGUGCCAGGGCCUCCGGCCCGCAGUAGAUGUUCUGGGUGACCUGGUGAACGAUUUCUUGCCUGUGAUAACCUAUGCACUCCACAAGGACGAACUGUCUGAGAGGGACGAACAAGAGCUUCAGGAAAUCCGGAAGUAUUUCUCCUUUCCCGUAUUCUUUUUCAAAGUGCCGAAGCUGGGCUCGGAAAUCAUUGCCUCGCCUACCAGAAGACUAGAGAAUGAAAGGUCAGCCCUCCAUCAUCAGCUGGUAGACCUGGGCUAUCUGAGCAGCAGUCACUGGAACUGUGGGACCCCCGGCCAAGACACUAAAGCUCAGAGCAUGUUGGUGGAGCAAAGUGAGAAACUGAGGCACUUGAGCACGUUUUCUCACCAGGUGCUACAGACCCGCCUGGUGGACACAGCCAAGGCCCUGAACCGGGUGCACUGCCACUGCCUCGACAUCUUUAUCAACCAGGCCUUUGACAUGCAGCGGGACCUGCAGAUCACUCCCAAACGUCUAGAAUACACUCGGAAAAAGGAAAAUGAGUUGUACGAGUCGUUGAUGAAUAUUGCCAACCGGAAGCAAGAGGAAAUGAAGGACAUGAUUGUUGAGACGCUUAACACCAUGAAGGAGGAACUUCUGGAGGAUGCUGCCAACAUGGAAUUUAAAGAUGUCAUCGUCCCGGAGAACGGAGAGGCGGUGGGCACCCGAGAAAUCAAAUGCUGUAUCCGGCAGAUCCAGGAGCUCAUCAUCUCCCGGCUCAAUCAGGCGGUGGCCAACAAGCUGAUCAGCUCGGUGGACUACCUGCGCGAGAGCUUCGUCGGGACACUGGAACGCUGUCUGCAGAGCCUGGAGAAGUCCCAGGAUGUCUCGGUUCACAUCACCAGUAAUUAUCUCAAACAGAUCUUAAAUGCCGCCUAUCACGUUGAAGUUACAUUUCACUCCGGGUCGUCGGUCACAAGGAUGCUGUGGGAGCAAAUCAAACAGAUCAUCCAGCGCCUCACGUGGGUGAGCCCGCCUGCCAUCACGCUGGAGUGGAAGAGGAAGGUGGCCCAGGAAGCCAUCGAGAGCCUCAGCGCCUCCAAGCUGGCCAAGAGCAUCUGCAGCCAGUUCCGGACCCGGCUCAACAGUUCUCACGAGGCUUUUGCAGCCUCUUUGCGGCAGCUAGAAGCUGGCCACUCAGGCCGGUUGGAAAAAACAGAAGAUCUGUGGUUGAAAGUUCGGAAGGAUCACGCCCCACGCCUGGCCCGCCUUUCUCUGGAAAGCCGUUCUUUACAGGACGUCUUGCUGCAUCGUAAACCUAAACUGGGACAGGAGCUGGGCCGGGGCCAAUAUGGUGUGGUGUACCUGUGUGACAACUGGGGAGGGCACUUCCCUUGUGCCCUCAAGUCGGUCGUCCCUCCGGACGAGAAGCACUGGAAUGACCUGGCUUUGGAGUUUCACUACAUGAGGUCUCUGCCGAAGCACGAGCGCUUGGUGGAUCUGCACGGCUCGGUCAUCGACUACAGCUACGGCGGGGGCUCCAGCAUCGCCGUGCUGCUCAUCAUGGAGCGGCUGCACCGGGACCUCUACACGGGGCUGAAGGCUGGGCUGACGCUGGAGACGCGUCUGCAGAUAGCGCUCGAUGUGGUGGAAGGGGUCCGCUUCCUGCACAGCCAGGGGCUCGUGCACCGUGAUAUCAAGCUCAAAAACGUCCUGCUGGACAAACAGAACCGUGCCAAGAUCACCGACUUAGGAUUCUGCAAGCCGGAGGCCAUGAUGUCGGGCAGCAUUGUGGGGACACCGAUCCAUAUGGCCCCUGAACUUUUCACAGGGAAGUACGAUAACUCUGUCGAUGUCUAUGCCUUUGGCAUUCUCUUCUGGUAUAUCUGCUCGGGCUCUGUCAAGCUCCCUGAAGCAUUUGAGAGGUGUGCCAGCAAAGACCAUCUCUGGAACAAUGUGCGGAGAGGGGCCCGACCAGAGCGCCUGCCCGUGUUUGACGAGGAGUGCUGGCAGCUGAUGGAGGCCUGCUGGGAUGGGGACCCCUCUCAGAGGCCUCUCUUGGGCAUCGUCGAGCCCAUGCUGCAGGGUAUCAUGGACCGGCUGUGCAAGUCGAGCUCUGAGCGGCCAAGCAGGGGACUCGACGAUUCUACUUGAAAGCAAAGACCUUUCUCCUCUACUCUCUAUUUCUUUCCUUCCCCUCACCUUUCGGCCAUGGGAAGAAUGUGACAUUUAUUCAGAGAGCUCCCGAGAGAACUGAUGCUUGCUGGGCAGCAGAGAGG